Molecule: messenger RNA, 3913 nt
Organism: Labrus mixtus (cuckoo wrasse)
Lineage: Eukaryota; Metazoa; Chordata; Actinopteri; Labriformes; Labridae
Gene: kcnk5a
Product: potassium channel, subfamily K, member 5a
Exons: 5
Coding region: 267-1859 (530 amino acids)
Biological process (GO): potassium ion transmembrane transport; stabilization of membrane potential
Cellular component (GO): membrane
Molecular function (GO): potassium ion leak channel activity
Source: RefSeq, a predicted model, not a curated record
UUUCACCAGGCACUACUUCUCCGGCUGCGCACGUGGAAACACUAGAUUAAUGACUCCUUUCUGUACGGUUAUGUCGCGAGCUGCAGCGGCACGCUCCACUUCUUCUUUUUCAGAGUUCUCGCGCGGAAGGAGGAACAUUUUGUAGAGCAGCAGACGUGCUGAGAAUGAGUCCCGCAUAACUUCGGGUAUUGUUGUUAUCUACCCCCCCUCCUCUCCUUCCUCUCUUUUUCCCCCUGUCUCUCCAGUUUGAGUCAUUGCACAGAAGUAUGGUAGAUAAAGGCCCCUUGUUGACCUCUGCCAUCAUCUUUUACCUGUCCAUUGGGGCAGCUAUUUUUCAAGUUCUGGAGGAGCCCAAUUGGAAGCGGGCUGCCGAUCGGUAUAAUGAACAGAAGGAUGAACUUCUUAAGGACUAUCCGUGUCUGACGAAAGCUGAUUUGGACAGAAUUUUAGAGGCGGUGUCUGAUGCAGCAGGCCAAGGGGUCACGAUAACUGGCAGCAAGACCUUCAACAACUGGAACUGGCCUAAUGCUGUUAUCUUUGCCGCCACUGUUAUCACUACUAUCGGAUAUGGAAACAUUUCACCUAAAACAUCAGAAGGCCGUGUAUUCUGUAUCUUCUACGGACUCUUUGGUGUGCCUUUGUGUCUUACCUGGAUCAGUGAGCUGGGAAAGUUCUUUGGUGGUCGUGCCAAGCACCUGGGACAGUUUCUAACCAAAAAAGGAUUCUCACUGAGAAAGGCUCAGUUUACCUGCACAGCUAUUUUCCUGCUCUGGGGAGUGCUGGUCCAUUUAGUUCUUCCACCUUUUGUGUUUAUGUCCCAGGAGGGUUGGUCAUAUGUUGACGGCUUGUACUUCUCAUUUGUUACCUUGACCACCAUUGGCUUCGGGGACUUGGUCGCAGGUGUCGAACCAAAUAAAGAGUACCCAACUUUGUACCGUUACUUUGUGGAAGUUUGGAUCUAUCUUGGGUUGGCCUGGCUUUCCUUGUUCUUCAACUGGAAAGUGCGAAUGGUGAUUGAGGCCCAUAAGGCGUUGAAGAAACGACGCAAGCUUCGUAAGCUAUCUCUGGAAGAGCUCAGGCACUACAAAGAGUCUCAGAAGGCUGCCCUUCGUUUGCCACCCACUCCUAAUGACGUCAACAUCUUUAGCUUUCUGUCCAAGAAGCAGGAAGGCUACAAUGACUUGAUUAAACAGAUCGGCACCAAAAGAGACAGCAGAAGCACCAAUGGCAGUUCCAACAUAAUCAAGAAAUCCAAAGACACUAAUCGUUCCAAGAGUUGCAAUGAUGCUCCCAUGUUUAACGGUCACACCAUCCUAAGUCUUGAUCGUUCUCCACGCCAAAAGAGACGCUAUAGUUUCAGUGACCGUGUCACUGUGGCUUUUUCAAAGUCCAAGAACUACCUCCUGGGCUCGGACAAUGGUUUGCUGCUAACAGAGGACCAAGUAGAGGGUGAUCUAGAACUAGACCAGGACCAAAUGUAUGAAAACCAGCUUGACAAGGACGUUGACCUUGAGAAUGGAGGAGCGGGAGAUUGCGGAGCCGGUGGUCGAAGGCCGUGGGACUCCAAAGAGUACCAUCCCCUAACAAUACAAAAUGCAAACAUUACUUUUAUAGACGAGGAGAACUUUCUCGGCAACAACUUGGAGGAAGAAGAGGAGGACGACGACGAGGAUGAUGAUGGCGAUUCCAAAGCCAAGCUAUCCAUCACUACAUGUGAUGAAAACAUUGAAACGAACUCUCAGGAAGAGCAGAGUUCCGAAUCUGAAGAGUCUGUGUUCACUAGUGACGGUUCAGAGCACAGCCACUCCUAUGAGAAACUUGUUGAGGAAUAUGCCAAGGAAGAAAACACAGAAUCCUGAUCUUCACUUGUUGACUGGGUUUGUUUUGAAGUAUAAGUAUGCCAAUGUGAAUUUCUUGAAAGAAUAUCAGAAGUCCCAUUGCACUUUUAGGAGUCUGAUAACAAAAGACUGAAAAGCCAUGAUCAAAUUUCAAAUGAAUGUUGUUUUUCUUAGCAGAGAAGUGAAAAUCCACAUCACUUUUGAGUGUUUUAAAUAUCAAAUUCCUAUGAACUGUUGAACAAAAUUUACUUGUUGAAUAUGAACUAAUGAGCAUGAAAUGUAACCCUAUGAGUAUUUAACAUCUGCUCUAUUUAUGUCUUUUUAUACGGUUUUUAGAAACUAUGUGCCACACAUUUAUUUCCAAACCAAUUACUAUUUUCAAUGAGUACUUUUUUUCUACUCUGAGGCUAACAAGAAGUUAUACGAGGGAAAGUGUGAUUCCCCAUAGUUUCUUUUUUGCUUAUUCACCAUAUUGGUGUUUUUUAUAGUAUUUAUUAAAAUGAAGGACAUUGUAGCCUUUUUAUUCAGUCGCUACAUCGGUUUUAUAUGCCUCCAUUGCACAAUUCCACCAAGUAAGGACCGUUUAAAGUCCAAUUUCAGUGCUGAUUGUCUUUUUAAACCUGAGCCAUUUGUCCUUGAAGAAAACUGAAGGGGGAUUAAGAGCCAUCUUUUCAUUUCAUUUGUUUCUUUUGUGAACUCCUUGAUAACUUGUGUCUAUGAUUGCUGAUUAUUUUGGCUGUCAGCAAUAUAAUUGUGACUGCACUAGAAGUCAUGGGGGAUGCAUUGGCAACAACUUAGGAGUCCAUAGCCAACCUAGAAAGCUUGUGAGACUCUUUAAACCAAUAUUUUUUUGCCUUUUAACUUCUGUUCCAAGACUUCUUUCCUUUUUGUAAAAAAAAAAAAAAGAAAAUCUGAUUUUGAAACAAUCAUCCCAUUGUGACAGUGUAGAGGCGUCUCAGAACACAAACAACAAUUGUUGUUAUUCUACUGGCAACAUUUAAAGUGUCACUCUGUGGCUUCUGAGCCCCCUAACCAUGGCAGUGCAUAAUGGGAAAGGAAACUUUCACAGCGUCAAUAUUCUCACUUUUCGUCUCUUUCACCCUUUCACUUCAUUGUGUUUGUCAUGUAAAUAUUGGCUCAAAGCCCAUCAGUAGCCACAAACACGGCUCUACUCAGGACGUGGCCUUGCUUUUAAUGUUUGCCUUUUGGGGCUUGCACUUUCAAGAAUGACUGGAGUACCCGCCUAUCACAGGCAGCCAAGGUGAAACUGCAGCAGAUCAAUACUCACUCGACUUUAGUAAUGAGUAAUAACAUCGGCAGUAUUGGUGAUCCCAUUAACUGUACAGUAUUCCCCUUAUUUCAUGUGAGCAGAAAACUGUAAAACUAAACGACCAGAACAUAAUGUCUGAAGCUUUCCAGAUCGACACGUCCUUAUCCUGCUCACUCGCGGCCUUUUGGACACAUUAACUUGCUCACAGAAACUUCAGACAGUCUUGCUCUGAAUAGUAAGAUGGCAGGGCUUCUCUGAAAAUAGAUCAUGUCUCUCUGUUCAAGCCAUUGGAGUAAACACUGUUGGUCCCAUAUUUGUUUUUUUAGCAGACCUCAAUGAUGUGAAAAUGCCUUAAAUCCACUGCACAACAAAGUGUAUUCUGCACAAUGUUAACGUCUAUUGAAUUAACUUGUAAUGACUCGCUGACAAAGUGACGUCUCUAACACAGGGUGUUAUAUAUUUUCCUUUUCCUCGUCUAACAUUUCAUCACAGGGCCACCACCUUUACAGUAUGUGAACAUUUCCGCCUUUCUCUCCUUUUCAUUGUUCUUCCUCGAUGUGCAAGUGCAACAUUGUUAUACAGCCAUGGUACUUGUCUGGACUGAAUUUCAAGCAUAUUUCUAGAUCGUUAAGUAACGACAGGUAUGGGUUGGUUCAACCCAUUGUUCCAAGUUUCCUUAAAAUGAUGCUCCAUUGUGUUAAAAACUCCAGUAUCGUCGUUGUAAGUUGUCUUUUUUUAUGGAUAAAUUAUUCAUGUUUGUAUAUGGAUUCCAACAAAACUGUAAAUAAACAUUAAUAAAAUUUUA